ACCAGAAAUACGAGUGUUGAUUGGCACUACUAGGUUGAAUGCAACAUCGUGUUCAAGUUACUCCCUCGACGCACUCACAGACUCAGUGUCACUCAUCGGGUCGAACAUGCAGGCUGUCCGCAAAAGAGUUCCCUUCGCAUUCAAAUCAGAAGACGGCCGGGACGAUCAAGUAGUCCUGGAUGAGCAGGAGCAGGCUCAGCUUGUUGAGGAGAUCAAGGUCCAUAAUGCUGCCUCCAACGAGCAUAACCGAAAAGCCUUGCAAGUGGUGUUAGCCCUAUCCGCUGUCCUGCAUCUCAUAUAUUGGUUCUCUGACCGACGAAGCCCCUUAUUCGCCAUUUUCCCUCCAUCGUCUCAUGAUCAGGCCUCAAACGCGCCCGUCCCUUUCUCUGGCAUCCUUACCUACAUCGCGAUCCUCACCCAUGUCAAUCUUAGCCUCCUAGUUCAUCCGCGCCACGUCGUCAUCGCCGGAUGGGCAGUCCGCCCUAUCGGGUUCGCGGAAACAUUCGCAUGGUCUGCGAUUUGUCCCAUCGUGACCGUAUACACGGGUAAAGCCUGGCAAACCACUGCAUGGUGGUGCAUCUCAGCAGUUAUGACCUGCGCCAUAUACGUGGUCCAUGGGUGGAUCCAGAAGGCGGACAAAGAUGUGACAGAACUAGAGAAUCUGCAGUAUCGAGCUCCCGGCGCAUGAAGUAAUGACUCCGUGGUCUUUGUUUCACAGAUCCCUGACAGCACAUGUAUUUUAAAAGCACUUUAGAUCCAACGCAGGUUCUGGUCA
Messenger RNA from Pisolithus orientalis, 775 nucleotides. RefSeq lists its product as uncharacterized. Bases 107 to 688 code for a protein of 193 amino acids. The transcript is spliced from 4 exons. The record is from RefSeq and is a predicted model, not a curated record. Lineage: Eukaryota; Fungi; Basidiomycota; Agaricomycetes; Boletales; Pisolithaceae.